This is a messenger RNA of Rhopilema esculentum, 8078 nucleotides long. RefSeq names its product tRNA (32-2'-O)-methyltransferase regulator THADA. Gene Ontology annotation, cellular component: cytosol. Gene Ontology annotation, biological process: tRNA methylation. NCBI's taxonomy places the organism in Eukaryota, Metazoa, Cnidaria, Scyphozoa, Rhizostomeae, Rhizostomatidae. The record is from RefSeq and is a predicted model, not a curated record.
GUAUUUGCAUGAUUAAGACCCGAUCUGGUAAAUAAAAUGUUUUUAAGAAAAUGAAACGGUCAAAGAAAGAAGGAGAUAGGCACUUACACAGUGCUUUUACAAAUAAAGCCUUGUAUGUUCUGGAAUCAAAGCUUAAACAAGAAGACAGUGAUGAUAGCAGUCUGGCACCACUCUUGAAGAUUUGUAUGAAUAAAGAUGCGGAACAAAAUGGUCUUGAACAAAUUGCUAUUUUAAAAGAGGUUGGGAAUCAGUUGAAAGAGUUGCUUGCCACUUGCUGUAAUGACACAUUGAUUAAAGUCCUGUUUGAUUCAUUUGCUUAUUUAUUCAUCAAAUGCAAGUCAAAACACCCAGCAAGGAGAGCAAUUACAAGCAUUCUUCAUACGCUUCCGGAAUGGUCUACUCAACAAGUAAUUCAAUAUUUGACAAAAAAUUUGUUAGAAGAAUUAAGAAAUUCACACGAGUUCAAGGAUGGUCUUAACUUUCAAAUUGAAGGCAGAAGAAUUGUUGAGACCUUGAUGGCAUUCACAGAAAACUUUCCAUUAGGCAGGCAAGUGAUCAACAAUUGUAGCCAUGAAGCCUUUCAAUUUUUGACGAUGCUGCUUUCGCAAGAAAUUCCUAAUGCCAGAUUGUCAAAGUCGUUGGAAAUCCAGUCAAAUGCAAUGUCAAACUGCCUAAGUGCAAUAAAAACCACAAUUGCGAUCUUACAUUGCAACAUAUUGCUGGAGGAGAAGCGAAAAAACAUAAGCUCGCCCGGCAAUAAAGUAAAUACUAGCACGUUGUACGAGAUUCUCAAGUAUUGCCUGGAUAUACUACAAAACGAUGACUUUAUGUUGGAUUGUAGAAGUGCGGCAGGAGUGGCUGUUGUUGCUACCUUACAGUUCUUGCUGCCAAUAGAGAGCUUAAAGAACCUUAUUGAGAUUUUGUUGAUAGAAUGGAAAAAUUUAUCAUUAGACGGAAUGAGAAAGCAGUUGUUGCCUAAAGGGAAAAUACUGCAUGGUGAAAAUGCGUAUCUUGAAGAGCAGAUUGUGGAUAUUCUUCUAGAGAAGCUGGUUCAGGCACAAAGUUUCCGUUCUUCCAGACUGAUUCUUUGUCAUGGUCUCAUUACCAAACUCGAUUCUAGUAUUCUACAUGAUGGGGAACAAGUCUCGUCAGAGUUAGGUCAAGCAACUGAAGAGCAUCUACCAGGGCUAAGAAGCACGAGUCAUAAUUGUGCAGACUCUGAAGGUGAAUAUCUGACCAAAAAUGAGCACGAUUCUGGUAUUGAUUUGCGGCAUAGAAUGACGAACCUGGAAAUUUCUUCAGCUUUGCGUAGUGGGCCAUCUGAAAUAGAAGACGGAGGUUUGGACGAAGAGGCCAUUGGUUCGGCUGACAAAUGUGACAGUGAAAUAAGAAGGAGGACUCUCUUUACAGAUUCGAUCUUGGAUUGUUUACUGGAUAUCUGUUCGACAGUAAAUGAGAAAGGCUUAACCGUUUAUGCGUUCAGGUCGUUGAACUGUUGGACAACAGAAGCAUAUAACCAUUGUAAAGCACUUCUUGGAGUUGAAAGCGAAACAACAGAUCUAGGGUUUUACUCGCCAAGUUGUGAUACAACACCCAAGCUGCUUCGUACAUUGAAUGGCUAUUUGGAUCACCCCGUUGACGCAGUAAGGCACCAGGUUAGACAUUCUCUGGAGAAGGUUAUCAAGAUUAUUAAUCUUUUUCCGGAUUCCGAAGCUCAUAUUAACAUGCUGUUGGGUAAUUGGCUACAUGGAAAUCUGAAAAUCAGAAGCAAAUGCUUGUCAUUGAUCUGUGUUUUAGACCAUAUAAGCGCUACAAAAUUCUUAGAAAUCCGAAAGUCGUUGCCCUUUGAUUUGCUGGAUUGCCUCAAUGAUUGUAAUCUUUCUUCGUGUAUUUGUGAUUUGUACGUGAAAUCGGCAACGUGCCAUUUUUCAGAAAUCCGCGAAGGUGAGUCGCAAAGAGACAGCUGGCUCCGUAUCUGGUGUGAGCCGGUUUUCAAAGCUAUCUCUUUAAGUGAUCGCAUACGAAGGACCUAUAUUACUGACUAUAUAGUUCCUGGGUUGCUUAAGGCUUUCCCUGGCCUGAUUAACGUGAUUUUAGAGAAAAGCAGGGACCUUGAGAAUACUCGGGAUUACGUCAUAACAACGAUCGUUUUCCUCUCAUGUGCCAGGGGUCUUAGAGAUUGUGCCAAGUUGGAUCUCGCUGCAAAACGGGUGGAUUGUGUCAGUUAUUGGCAUGGCUUGGCACGAAUGGAAUUCAUGGAGCUUUGCUUGUGCCAUAUUGAUGAACAGGUAAGGUUAGAUUGUUUGGCAUUGAUCUGCGAAUCAAACAAAAGCACAGAGGUCCUGCAGCAGCAAGACUUUCAGUUGCUGAAGUUCUUUAUUCCACUUAACAUGACGAGUCAAAGCCCCAAGUUCAGAAGUCGAUUUGUUUGUUGCAUAAAGAAAGCUGUCUCGCGCAUAACCGAUCGAUGCAAGCAAAUAAGAAAGGCAUCAGAAACACUUGUUUUGAAUGACGAAAGCAGCAGCAGAGAUAGUAUGUUGAGCAAAGAACUGCUCGAUUGUAAGGCCUUUGUUAAGUGGCUUUUGGAUUUUCUGUUUUCUGGUUUACAUACAGCUGCGUGUUUCCCGCGGAUUGUCACAGCACUGGAGAUUAUGGCGACUAUCUUAAAGGUAAUUUCAGAAAUAGAUCUAAACAAUGCUGAUGCAUUGAAUACACUUGGUUCUGAUGCUUGUGAUAUUUUUCAAGUUUUUACAGAAGACGUUUUCUCCAAGGAUCGCAUACGAACACUUAUUAGUUGCCUGCACGAUACAUUUGAUGUAAACAGAUCUCUAGCCAAUGAGAUUCUUAUGAUGCUACCAUGUGAUAUUUUUUCCUUUACACAAGAUGAGUUGUUGAAUCUUUUUGAAGAAGGGCUCCAAUUGGCAUACAGCCCCCAACCUGAUGAGGCGAACUCGGCUCCUGAGAUCAUGAAGUUCUUAGCCAAUGGAAGUAUAAAAAAAAUGACGGUUACUGCAUUGAACAGCAAGUACAAGCUGCUUUACGAUAAUAGCGGCCCUAAAGAAUGUUUCUAUCAUGCACACCUAAUAAUUUUGAGACUCUUGACUGAAAAGCUAAAUGAACAGUUGCGCAUAGCUGAGUCUGGACUCUCGAAGGCAGCAUUGGAGGGACCAUUGCAUGGGACCAUACAAUGCAUUAGGCAGUUGUUAAGGACUGUUAAAAUACAGAAGGUUAGAAGCAAAAUUAUUUGGCAAUCAUUAAUUGCAGAACUAAUUACAAUGUCGUUAAGAGUAACCGAUGUUGUAGGGCCUGUUAUACAAAGCAAUGCGCCAGAAGGUAGCCUCGAUGAAGCAGGAGAUCACAAUGUCAUGGUCGCCGAGGUUUUGGGAGAAAGAGAGUCGAGUAUAAGGGAAGUCGAGGCCCAGGCCCAUCUCUCGCAAAUGCUUCUUGUUUGUUGCUGGCGGUCCAUGAAAGAGGCAGUAUUGUUGCUAGGUGACAUUGUUCACUCUGUUCCGAUUUAUGAGGAUUCAAACAAGGACAAAAAGGAACGAGGUGAACCCCUCCUGCCACCAAGUAUCACGACGGAUAUGAAAGAAAAGAUCAAACCAUUUGGAAGGGACGAGGAGAGUUUGAUGUUUGUGGACGUUGUGAUGAAAAAUAGUGAUGAGUCAAUUGACGUCUCGCAGCCAGCAGACAACUUUCAGUCAUCAAGGGUGGAGAGUAGUGUGGGAAUUGAAAACAGCAGAACAGAGAGCAGACAUAAUGUCAAAAGGGACCUUACGACAGGGCUUCUUUCGUCAAAAAUUGCCGUUGAAAUAGGCAAUGUUUUCAUAGAUAUUCUGUUGUCAUCCCGUCAUGUUGGUGCAUUUGAAUUGGCUUAUUUAGGCUUUGUAAAAGUCUGUGACUCUUUUUGGCGAAGCCAGUUCGAGUCCUUGAAAGUUCUACCAACAAAAUGGAUAAAUGACUUACUGGAAACCUUGAGGUCAGUCUCAUCGUCGUCAGCUCUUUGUUCAACUCGAAGGAGCGCAGGGAUCCCAUUUUAUAUAAGCGCAAUUUGCAGCACAGAACCAAUUAUCAACAAGAGGAAGACUUUUCACCUUGUAAUGAAAGUUUUGGUUGAAUUAAGUCGCUCCGUCGCAAGCAAACUAGAUUUGACAAAUGAUGAUGUCAUUUCACAAAAGGUAAUCACCCUCAAUAUUCUACGAGCGAUGUUUCGAGACUCUAAGUUUGGCGAAGAUGUUUUUCCUUACGCGAGUGAUGGUUUGAUGAUCGCUGUCAAAGGAUUUUCCUCCAGUAUUUGGGCGAUAAGAAAUGCUUGUACUUUGCUGUUCAGUGCAUUGAUGUCCAGGGUGUUUGGCGUGAGGAAGUUCCCAAUGAGUGGAAAUGAAUUCUUCUCAAGAUUUCCAGCCAUGUACUCUUUUAUGAAAACUGAAAUUGAAGUUGUUGCAGAACAGUUUUCUUCUCAGAGCAAUAGGAUCCAUCUGCACCCAAGUGUCUUUCCGUUGCUGUUGUUGCUUUCGCAUCUUUAUCCUUCUUCAAUGGAUGGAAACGAUUCAAAGAUGAAGUUACGUGCCUUCGCACCACAUAUCCAGCGGUGUGGAAGAAGCGGGGUCUAUAAAACCAGAACAAUGGCCGCCAGGGCAUUAGCUUCAAUUGUGACGCCAGGAGAACUCGUAGAGACUGUCCAAUCAUUAAUCAGUAAUUUGCCAACUGAUGGAAUAAACAAAGAGAUCUGUCAUAAUCAUAUAAACGGCUGUUUGUUACAGAUACAAGAAUUAUUGCGUGGCAAAAUGGCAGACAGGACCGUGUCAUCGUCAUUAAAAAAGCAAAUAAUUGAUGGGCCUUUGUUAUCCUUUAGAGAUCACUUAUGGCUGGUAUCAAGCGACAACCUCUGCAGCUUCAACAAAGCUCUUUUCUUUGAAUUAAUAAAUGCAACAAUCGUGGAGCUUAACGGAGAAGAUUGGCAUUCCUUGUCCCCUUAUGUGCGCGAUUCCUUCCUAAACAUCAUUGAAGCUUCUUUUCAAGCAGCACUCGAUGAGUUGCAUUUAUCAGGGUUGUCAAGUAUACAAGCAGUCUCACUUCAGUCACUGAAAAGGAGCGUUGGGUACGAACUGCUCAGGAAAAAUUGUUCCAUUUUCCUCCAAAAGUGCUUGAAAUAUCAUAAUUUCAAGCAUCUUGUAACCGAUGGCCGUGACGCAGAGGUAGUAAAAUUGGAAAUUGUUUUAAAGUUGUUGAAAUCUGAUUUUUAUGACGUUCGGGAGUUAGUUUUGCACUGGCUUUGCAAGGAUGGAAAAUCUGAAAUUCAAAAAGAGGCUGUAACCUUAUGUCUUCAAGAGAGGCUACUCAAGAGUGAGACGGAGGUUGAAUGUCUGGCUGAGAUUUGCAAUGCACUUCUAGCAUCGUCCCAUUCAAAAAACUUUCCCUGGAUCAUGGAAAGUGGGAAAUCUUUCGACUGUAUGCAGGUGUGGAAGUGUCUCCAAGCAAACUUUCAGCCAAGUAAAAAGAGCGAGUCGUUGAAUGCUGCUGUUCAAAUGUUCACUACAGUCUUGAUUUGUGGUUUACAUAAUUCAAUGAAACAGAUGGGAGAUGUGGUAAAAUCUACAGCUUUUAGUUGUGUGGCUGAAAUGUUUGACUUCGUAAGCAGUUUCUGCCGGCCAGAGGAGAGUCUCCUUACUCGUAUGGAAUCUGCAAAAGUUAUUGCCAGUGUAAAUUACAUUAAUUUCAUGACAGAUGUGGAACUUAUUGAUUCUGAAAGUUCCGAAUUGGCAUUCAAAUACUGGAAAUGCAUUAUAGACUUGAUUCAAGACGAAGAUGCAGAUAUUCGCUGCUCAGUUUCUGCUAGUAUUUUCCCACUCAUAUGUAAAUUCUACCCUCAGCAAGAUUCUGCAGCUUUUGCACGAUGUACAACUUUGCCACCUGGAUUUUGUGUUCAACCAAGCUACAUGCUGCAAGUCAUCAUCAAGUCUUUAUCUGGAUUGUACUCUGAUCUGCCAGAAAAAGUUUGCAACUUCUUCAUGUCGCUUAUACUUGGCAAGUCUGCUGAUUUUAUCUCGCUAAUUGCUGAUAUGCCGCCGUCAGAGGAACAUCCUAAAAUCCACGCCUUAGGUGAAAAAGAUAAAGAAAAUGGCGUGGUCGUUUUUGAAGAAGGCGAAGCCAAUUCUUACAAAGAGGACUUGACGCUUGGGCAUAUUGUGUUUGAGGAAAUUCAAAACAUGAUUUGCUUGAAGAAUUUAGGCCCAAAAUUGAUCAGCAGAGGGUAUGCAAAAUACAUAAAACUGGCAAUCAACAAAUACAUCAAUAUUCCAAAUUUGUUUUUGGCAAGAUCUGAGAUGAAAACAUCGUGUCAAAUUAUCAUGGGGUUUUGCAUUUUGUUGGCGCUUGAUACAGAUGCAGCAUUUUUACAAACAAAAAAGGAUUUUUGUACUCUGUGUAGAAAAAUUGACUUGCUCCUUUCAGAAGGAUAUACAAUAGAAAAUUACGCACUUGUCAGCCAUCUACAAACUGCAAAGUGGAUUUGUGGAGAGUGAAAAACCCUCGAAAUUUUCAAAGAUCUGAAGAAUUGACAAUGGAUAUUCCUUGAUGGAAACUUCAGUAUUCUUGCAGUUUUCUAACGAAAUGUGUACUCAAUCUGUACAAUUUUUUUUAGAAAUAACCACACACGUUGUUACCGUUUUUAAUUGAAAUUUCAAAGAUUAAUAUUAUUCGGUAUUGCAUUGGGGACUUUUUAAUGGUAUAGGAACUUCUAAUUUGAAUUGUUUUACGAAUCUGAGUUAAAUCUUCUUAUAUCGUGAAAAUUUUUAGAUGAGAAUAUUAUAGUUAAAUGAGAGAAAAAUGCGUUUCCUGUGCUUGAAAUCUUUCAUUGUUCAUAGUUGGUUGAAAUAUUGCCAUGGAAAUGAACAAACAAAAAGGAACACAGAGUCCUGAAAGUGUUUAGUUCUUCCUUUUUGCAAUUCCCACAAACUUAGAAAUCCUUCCCCAAAUACUAAAGAAAGGCAAUGUUUGGGCGUGGUAGCAUUGGCCUUCCCCACGGUUAUUGACCGUAUAUGGCCGUCAUUUUUUCCAGGCUCUGGAGAAACAAAAGCUGGAGGGGGCAUAAUCUUUGUUAUCAUGAUUUACCAUGAAAAUUUUUAGGCAGCGUUGUUUUUAUCAUGUCACCAAUUUCCACGAUAAGCGAAGAGACAUUCCCUAGCGUAGGACGCCCCCCUCAUAAUAGUAAUAGCCUUCCUGGCUACAUUGCUGCCAACAGAUGGCUGCAGUUUCUUCUUUCUGGCUAUAUAUUUUUGUUCUAGAGAAGUUACGCAACAAUCUGCUGACAGGCACAUUCUUCCAAAUGUGACUUUCAUCUUCCGAAAGUAGGAAGACAAAUAGAGCAGACUUGAUACUUCUGGGCUAAAUACUCGCUUUUGUGUAAGGAGCACACGAGAAAGAUACCUUAGGCUCACAUUUCUGAAAACCCAAAAACUUUAAAGAGGGAGACUGAGAAUGAAAAGAAACAAGAAUUUCCUUUAGGAACAAAAUUUGAAUAAGGAAAAGGCACUAGAAGAAUUUACUCACAUAAGUGAACUUUGUUUUCAAAUUUGGAAUUUUUAACUUGAAAAGGAAAUGUGUUAUGAAUCUCACAAACAUAUUUAUUGAAAGACUCAAAGUGAAACAAGAAAGGGGUAAGGGAAAUAUUUAGCAUAUCAUUAUAGAAAUAAGCGCUCUGUAAGGAUAUGCAUUCGAAUUUUAUUGCUGGUUUGGUUUUAAAGAAAGUAUUUCCAAUUAAUUAAGUGUAAACGGUUGCACCUUGUAAGCCGUGAAGGCUCAUUCCAUUUUGCGGCUACGGAACUCUUAUCAGACGAGCAAAAAGAUCUGCAUGACUGAGAUAUAACUUUUGUUUAGGGGGGGGGGGCAGCCCUUACAAAUUAAUGUAAAGAUAGCCAUAUUUUAAAGAAUAAUAGUAUUUUACUUGUGCUAUUUAAGUUUUUGUGGGAGGCCAAGCCUCCCCCGGCCCCCGGUAUCUCGUUCCUUGCUGCAUAUUACUCUUUGAAAGUGGUUUAAUUUCUCGCAAUUUUCUUUUCUGGUUUUGAAUAUACCAUGCU